GGCCUGGCCCCAGCCCCGCCCGCGCUCUGGCCGCGCGCUCACACACCGAGCCCGAAGCGGCGGCCGCGCAGGUCGGACCCGCGCCGCAGCGGCCGGAGAUGCAGCGGGAAGCCGCGCUGUGCCUGCGCCUGUGGCUCUGCCUCGGACUGCUCGACGGCGAGCGCGGUCUGGCAAGUGGCUACUCCAUGACCCCUCCAACCCUAAACAUCACGGAGGAGACAUACAUCAUUGACUCCAGUGACAGCCUGUCCAUCUCCUGCAGGGGGCAGCACCCCCUCGAGUGGGCCUGGCCAGGGGCUCACGAGACACCAGCCACGGGGGAGAAGGACGGUGAGGACACAGGGGUUGUUCGGGACUGCGAGGGCACGGACACCAGGCCCUACUGCAAGGUGCUGCUGCUGCCUGAGGCCCACGCCAACAACACGGGCAGCUACCGUUGCUACUACAAGUACAUCAAAGCCCGCAUAGAGGGUACCACCGCGGCCAGCACCUACGUGUUCGUGAGAGACUUGGAGCAGCCGUUCAUCAACAAGCCAGACACGCUUCUAGUCAACAGGAAGGAUUCCAUGUGGGUGCCCUGCCUGGUGUCCAUCCCUGGCCUCAACGUCACGCUGCGAUCGCAAAACUCAGCACUGCGGCCUGAUGGGCAGGAGGUGGUGUGGGACGACCGCCGGGGUAUGCGGGUGCCCACACCACUGCUGCGUGAUGCCCUGUACCUGCAGUGUGAGACCACCUGGGGUGGCCAGGCCUUCCUGUCCAACCCGUUCCUCGUGCACAUCACAGGCAACGAGCUCUAUGACAUCCAGCUGUUCCCCAAGAAGUCGCUGGAGCUGCUGGUUGGGGAGAAGCUGGUCCUGAACUGCACUGUGUGGGCCGAGUUCAACUCGGGUGUCACCUUUGACUGGGACUAUCCAGGGAAGCAGGCAGAGCGGGGUAAGUGGGUGCCAGAGCGGCGCUCCCAGCAGACUCACACAGAGCUCUCCAGCAUCCUGACCAUCCACAACGUCAGCCAGCAUGACCUGGGCCCGUAUGUGUGCGAGGCCAACAACGGCAUCCAGCGAUUCCGAGAGAGCACUGAGGUCAUUGUGCAUGAAAAGCCCUUCAUCAGCGUCGAGUGGCUCAAGGGUCCUGUCCUGGAGGCCACCGCAGGAGAUGAGUUGGUGAAGCUGCCUGUGAAGCUAGCAGCGUACCCCCCGCCGGAGUUCCAAUGGUACAAGGACAGAAAGUCAGUGUCCGGGCGCCAUAGUCCACAUGCCCUGGUGCUCAAGGAGGUGACGGAGGCCAGUGCAGGCAUCUACACCCUCGCCCUGUGGAACUCUGCGGCCGGCCUGUGGCGCAACAUCAGCCUGGAGCUGGUGGUGAACGUGCCCCCCCACAUCCACGAGAAGGAGGCCUCCUCCCCCAGCACCUACUCCCGCCACAGCCGCCAGGCCCUCACCUGCACUGCCUAUGGGGUGCCCCCUCCUCUCAGCGUCCAGUGGCACUGGAGGCCAUGGACCCCCUGCAAGACCUUCACCCAGCGCAGCCUCAGCCGGCGGCAGCAGAGAGACCACAUGCCACAGUGCCGUGACUGGAGAGAGGUGACCACACAGGAUGCGGUGAACCCCAUUGAAAGUCUGGACACCUGGACCGAAUUUGUAGAGGGGAAGAAUAAGACGGUGAGCAAGCUGGUGAUCCAGGAUGCCAACGUGUCUGCCAUGUACAAGUGCAUGGUCUUCAACAAAGUGGGCCAGGACGAGCGGCUCAUCUACUUCUACGUGACCAACAUCCCUGACGGCUUCAGCAUAGUAUCCGAGCCAUCCGAAGAACCCCUAGAGGGCCAAGACGUGCGCCUGAGCUGCCGGGCGGACAACUACACCUACGAGCAUCUGCGUUGGUACCGCCUCAACCUGUCCACGCUGCACGAUGCGCACGGGAACCCACUGCUGCUCGACUGCAAGAACGUGCACCUCUUCGCUACGCCGCUGGCAGCCAGCCUGGAGGAGGCGGAGCCAGGGGCGCGCCACGCCACACUCAGCCUGACCAUCCCCCGCGUGGCUCCAGAGCACGAAGGCGACUACGUAUGCGAGGUGCAGGACCGUCGCAGCCACGACAAGCACUGCCACAAGAAGUACCUGUCAGUGCAGGCCCUGGAAGCCCCGCGGCUCACACAGAACUUGACCGAUCUCCUGGUGAAUGUGAGCGACUCUCUGGAGAUGCGGUGCCCCGUGGCAGGGGCGCAUGUGCCCAGCAUCUUGUGGUACAAAGACGAGAGGCUACUGGAGGAAGAGUCCGGAAUCUACCUGGCAGACUCCAACCAGAAACUGAGCAUACAGCGCGUGCGUGAGGAAGACGCGGGACGCUAUCUGUGCAGCGUGUGCAACGCCAAGGGCUGCGUCAAUUCCUCCGCCAGCGUGGCCGUGGAAGGCUCCGAAGAUAAAGGCAGCAUGGAGAUCGUGAUCCUUGUCGGCACCGGGGUCAUCGCUGUCUUCUUCUGGGUCCUUCUCCUCCUCAUCUUCUGUAACAUGAGGAGGCCAGCCCAUGCAGACAUCAAGACAGGCUACCUGUCCAUCAUCAUGGACCCUGGGGAGGUGCCUCUGGAGGAGCAGUGUGAAUACCUGUCCUAUGAUGCCAGCCAAUGGGAGUUCCCCCGGGAGCGGCUGCACCUCGGGAGAGUUCUUGGCCAUGGGGCCUUCGGGAAGGUGGUGGAAGCCUCGGCUUUUGGAAUCAACAAGGGCAGCAGCUGUGACACUGUGGCAGUGAAAAUGCUGAAAGAGGGCGCCACAGCUAGCGAGCACCGAGCCUUGAUGUCGGAGCUCAAGAUCCUAAUCCACAUUGGCAACCACCUCAACGUGGUCAACCUCCUGGGGGCGUGCACCAAGCCCAAUGGCCCCCUCAUGGUUAUCGUGGAGUUCUGCAAGUACGGCAAUCUCUCCAACUUCUUGCGUGCCAAGCGGGAGGCCUUCAACCCCUAUGCUGAGAAGUCCCCUGAGCAGCUAAGGCGCUUCCGCGCCAUGGUGGAAGGCGCCAAGGCUGACCGGAGGCCAGGAAGCAGCGACAGGGCCCUCCUCUCCAGGCUCCUGAUGGGCAAGGGCGGGGCAGGACGGGCCCCUCCGGUCCAAGAACCCCGGGACCUGUGGCUGAGCCCGCUGACCAUGGAAGACCUUGUCUGCUACAGCUUCCAGGUGGCCCGAGGGAUGGAGUUCCUCGCUUCACGCAAGUGUAUUCACAGAGACCUGGCUGCUCGGAACAUCUUGCUGUCAGAAAGUGAUGUGGUGAAGAUCUGUGACUUUGGCCUGGCCCGCGACAUCUACAAAGACCCUGACUACGUGCGCAAGGGCAGCGCCCGGCUGCCUCUGAAGUGGAUGGCCCCUGAGAGCAUCUUUGACAAAGUGUACACCACGCAGAGUGACGUGUGGUCCUUUGGGGUGCUGCUCUGGGAGAUCUUCUCCUUGGGGGCCUCCCCCUACCCUGGGGUGCAGAUCAACGAGGAGUUCUGUCAGCGGCUAAAAGAGGGCACGCGGAUGAGAGCCCCAGAGCUGGCCACUCCCGCCAUACGUGGCAUCAUGCUGAGCUGCUGGUCAGGAGACCCCAAAGAGAGGCCUGCGUUCUCGGAGCUGGUGGAGAUCCUGGGGGACCUGCUCCAGGGCAGGGGCCGACAAGAGGAGGAGGACUGCAUGGCUCCCUGCAGCUCUCAGAGCUUGGAAGAAGGAAGUUUCUUGCAGGCGUCCACCACGGCCCUGCACAUCACCGAGGCCGACACCGAGGACAGCCCGCCAAGCCUGCACCGGCACAGCCUGGCGGCCAGAUACUACAACUGUGUGUCCUUUCCUGGGUGCCUGGCCAGAGGGACUCAGACCCAGGGCUCCUCCAGGAUGAAAACAUUCGAAGAAUUUCCCAUGACCCCAACAACCUACAAGGCCUCCGUGGAUAACCAAACGGACAGUGGGAUGGUGCUAGCCUCCGAAGAGUUUGAGCAGCUGGAGAGCAGGUACAGACAAGAAAGCGGGCUCAGCAGCUGUAAAGGACCUGGCCGGAAUGUGGACGUGACCAGGACGCACCCUGACACCCAAGGGCGGCGGCGGAGGCCGGACCGCGGGGCACGGGGAGGCCAGGUGUUCUACAACAGCGAGUAUGGGGAGCUGGUGGGGCCACAAGAUGUGGGGGACUGCCCACCGUCUGCCCGUGCACCCUUCUUUGCAGACGACUGUUACUGAGGGCGGCCCCCAGGCAAGGCCCCCAAGACCCUGGGCUCUGACCCUUGGCACGGGUGGAGGGACGUGUCUGGAUGGUGAGCAGAGGGUAGGGGGCCCAGGCUGGGAACUCCUCUCCUUCAGCUUGGGCCAGGAGGCAUUUCCUCCUCCCUGGUUAGAAAGAAUAAAACCCAGGCUCCAAGGCUCCCCAAACUCCAUCACCACGCCUGCCCUAGGCCACCCUUUGGAUCUCCCGGGGCCUUCUUCCCUUCAGACUCAGAUUCCAUGUAGCCCAACACCCAUGGGGCCAGCCCUGAUUGCCCUGCCCACCAUGCUGGGUGGUGGCACGGUCCCCAAUUUCUGACAAGGACUCCGUAGGUCUGAGAGUCACAGGGACAGAGGUGGAGCCAGACUUGUACUGUGGUCUCCCAGGUCCCGCCCCACCGUCCCCUGCACCUAGUCCCAUGAGAAUGGCUUUCUUGCCUCUCCAAGGCUGAAGACAGAGCUUUGUACUUCCAUCUCAAACAACAAAUGAGGAAUUGGGGGGUGGGGUGUCCUCUCCUGAGCUUGCUGAACAGCUCACCCUUCCAGGGACAGGGGUCUCUGCAGCACCAAGUGUCAGGGUCACAGGGUACCUUCCCCUGGGUGUUGAGAACUACCCAACAGAACUUUUUUGUUAGAACUUCAGACUAUUUGCGCUGCUGUGAAGAAUUUACUUUUCAAAUCUUUAGUCCCAGGGGAGCCCAGGGAAGGUCUUUCUGAAUCUAGACGACUCUUGUCUCUGACCCCUAGUCAGGUGCCACACCAACAUAGCACAGGCCACCAUGGCCACCUUUUGCUGGAGGAGGGCUCCAGCCCCACCUGCCUGGCCCAAAAGUGGAAGAACCAGGUGAUAGUCCAGAGCUGUCCAGCUUGAGAAAUGCCUGGUUCUUCCCUCUGGGUCCUCCAUCUGCCACCCAAGGCACCUUCCAAGCUGUGAACGGCCUUAUGAGAAGCCAACACCGUGGGACCCACUGAGGAAGGUCUUUGGUGCUGGCCCAGAGGACCCAGCAGCAUUGCGCUAUGCCGGGAGGCUAUCAACAGACUUUUUUGUGGCCCCGGGGAGAACCCUGUGUUCUUCCCCUGGUGUGUGCCUGAUGUCGGUGCUCUGGCAGGUCAAGCCUUCACAGGGAAGUGACCAGGACCCUCUGGAGGCUGGAGCUGCUCUGCCCGGGCCCCCGCUCCCCGUUCCAGCACCCACUGCCCAGUCACCCC
Messenger RNA from Panthera uncia (snow leopard), 5426 nucleotides. It is a transcript of the gene FLT4, whose product is annotated as fms related receptor tyrosine kinase 4. The record is from RefSeq and is a predicted model, not a curated record. Gene Ontology annotation, cellular component: signaling receptor complex. Gene Ontology annotation, molecular function: transmembrane receptor protein tyrosine kinase activity; ATP binding. Gene Ontology annotation, biological process: protein phosphorylation; cell surface receptor protein tyrosine kinase signaling pathway; positive regulation of kinase activity. The transcript has 30 exons. NCBI's taxonomy places the organism in Eukaryota, Metazoa, Chordata, Mammalia, Carnivora, Felidae. Bases 99 to 4196 code for a protein of 1365 amino acids.